AUGUGGCACUCGUAUUGGGACAGAAAUCCAAACGCAUUUUUAGCUAUUUCUACCAAUCCUAUUAAUUCAGUUGUGCCUUUUGCUAGCACACUUUUGUACGAAUAUUAUUGUUAUAAUCCUUUCAAAAUAAUGGGAAUUACACAUAUAGACAGUGCCAGAAGUAGAUCUUUUGCUGCAAAUGCUCUUCAAGUAAAUCCACGGCAAAUACAAAUACCUGUUAUUGGUGGUCAUUCUACAGAGACUACAGUUCCACUGUUUUCUAAUUUGACGCCAUGUCACUAUAGCAUUGAUUCGUGCCAAGCUGAUAUGCUGACGAGACUUGUGAGAAAAGCUGGCACCGAAGUAGUUAAUUACAAAUAUGGACGAGGGUCAUCAGUGGUUGGUUUGGCUUGGUCUAUUAAUGAAUUUGUAGACAAUAUAUUGAAUGCAAUAAACGGCACUGAAGACAUUGUACACUGCUACAGCGCUAAUCCACAUUUUGGUACCAGAUACUUUUCAGGGCCUACUGUUAUUGGACCUUAUGGCAUAACUCAAACAUGUUGCGAUUUUUCUAUGAGUGACUAUGAAUCCUUUAUGCUGAAUUCUUCAGUUGCAUCUCUCAACCAUGAUAUAGAGGUAGGUGAAAAUUAUGUUCAAGUAAUGCAACACACAGGGAGACAGUGA
This is a messenger RNA of Achroia grisella, 663 nucleotides long. RefSeq names its product malate dehydrogenase, mitochondrial-like. NCBI's taxonomy places the organism in Eukaryota, Metazoa, Arthropoda, Insecta, Lepidoptera, Pyralidae. Gene Ontology annotation, molecular function: L-malate dehydrogenase (NAD+) activity. Gene Ontology annotation, cellular component: mitochondrion; cytoplasm. Gene Ontology annotation, biological process: tricarboxylic acid cycle. Bases 1 to 663 code for a protein of 220 amino acids. The record is from RefSeq and is a predicted model, not a curated record. The transcript has 2 exons.